AACAUACCCCUUAACCUUGCAUAAAUACCCCUCCUAAUAAUCACUCUUAUCUUCACAAACAACAUACACUCUCAACCUCCUCUCUUUCUCUCUAAUUACCACUCUCCCUCUAGGUACGACGCCAUGACAAAGGAUGUCGAAACCGUGGCCGAGCCGAACCAGCCUGAGUUCUCAGCAAAGGACUACCAUGACCCUCCCCCUACUCCACUCAUUGAUAUGGAGGAGCUCACUAAGUGGUCAUUUUACAGGGCUUGCAUAGCUGAGUUUGUUGCUACUCUUCUUUUCUUGUAUAUUACUAUCCUUACUGUGAUUGGGUACAAAAGCCAGACUGAUCCCGCCGCUGGUGGUGAGGAUUGUGGUGGUGUUGGAAUCCUUGGUAUCGCUUGGGCUUUUGGUGGCAUGAUCUUUAUCCUUGUUUACUGCACCGCCGGUAUCUCUGGAGGACACAUCAACCCAGCAGUGACCUUUGGGCUAUUCAUUGCAAGGAAGGUGUCUCUACCAAGGGCAGUUUUCUACAUGAUUUCUCAAUGUCUUGGUGCUAUCUGUGGUGUUGGGCUAGUUAAAGGCUUCCAAAAGGCUUUCUAUGUUAGAUACGGCGGUGGUGUUAACGUGAUGUCUGCUGGAUACAACAAGGGUACCGGUCUUGGUGCUGAGAUCAUUGGUACCUUCGUUCUUGUCUACACGGUGUUCGCCGCUACUGACCCUAAGAGAAACGCUAGGGACUCCCAUGUUCCCGUGUUGGCACCACUUCCCAUCGGUUUCGCAGUAUUCAUGGUUCACUUGGCCACUAUCCCAAUCACCGGUACCGGAAUCAACCCCGCUAGAAGUUUUGGAGCUGCCGUGAUCUACAACCAAGAGAAAUCAUGGAACGAGCACUGGAUAUUCUGGGUGGGACCAUUCAUAGGAGCAGCAGUAGCAGCAUUCUACCACCAAUACAUCCUAAGAGCAGCAGCAAUCAAGGCUCUUGGAUCAUUCAGGAGCAAUGCUUAAAUUAAAUGAAACAUCAUUUUCUAUUUAAAUUUGUGGGUUUUUUUUUUUUUUUUUUUUUAAUUAUUAAUGGGGUUUGAAAAGGAUGGAGAGAGAAAAGACCACACAAAUUGUAGAUAAACAACAAAUGGGGUCAACAAUGGGCAAUAAUUAUUAAGGGUGUGUUUGGUUGCUUCUCUCUGUUUGUUUCCUUUCUUUUCUUGGUUUUUUUUAAAACCAUUGUAUGUUGUAAACUUCUUUUUUUUUUCCUUUUAAUAUGAUAAUUAAGUUUAUUGUGGAGCUUUGUUA
This is a messenger RNA of Chenopodium quinoa (quinoa), 1275 nucleotides long. Its product is annotated as aquaporin PIP2-7-like. Gene Ontology annotation, biological process: transmembrane transport. NCBI's taxonomy places the organism in Eukaryota, Viridiplantae, Streptophyta, Magnoliopsida, Caryophyllales, Amaranthaceae. Gene Ontology annotation, molecular function: water channel activity. Gene Ontology annotation, cellular component: plasma membrane. The transcript has 4 exons. The coding region runs from base 124 to 990 and encodes 288 amino acids. The record is from RefSeq and is a predicted model, not a curated record.